This is a messenger RNA of Peniophora sp. CBMAI 1063, 432 nucleotides long. NCBI's taxonomy places the organism in Eukaryota, Fungi, Basidiomycota, Agaricomycetes, Russulales, Peniophoraceae. The record is from the annotation of a GenBank genome assembly.
AUGCAACUCUGCCACUACCUCCACCUCUGCGAUAAGGAAGAGCGCAAAGUGCUUAUCCGGAUUCUCUCGAACGAACACCCGUUCGCACUCGAGAAAUUCCGCCACAGCUACUCGCGCAACUACAAGACAUACAGCAUCCUGCCCCGCGAACAUCGCUUCUGCCGUCUGUGCGCCGGUGCAACGGAGUCGCCAGAACACGCGCUCUUGAUCUGCACCGGUGACGACAGGUUACGCGAUAUGCGGGCAAUCUUCCUCGCUCAAGCAGCGGCCCGUCAGCCCGGUCUCCCGGACACGACUGACGCCGCGCGCGCGACGGAGACGCUGCAGUCUUUGCUCUCCUUACCCAGUAUCGCAGGGGAACUGGCAAGGAUACCUAGAAACGCGACUGCUGGACACAGUCGCGGUCGCGGGCGUGGUCGCGGGCGUGGGUAG